AUGGCGCACGAUACUUCCAACGCGUCCUCCCCUCACUCCGAUCCGUUGCCAGCCGAUCAUGGUCCCCCUUUUUCUUUGCCUGAAGACAUCCCUUCUUCUAUCUCGGAAGGCCACCAAGCUAUCAAUGAUGGUUUACCGUUCAAACAACCGCAGCCCACCAGUAAGGAUCUUCAAGAGAAGACUUCCUCCAGCGCGGCCACCGGUGCCAAAACGGUUAAGAGAUCGGAGGAAUGGAAGGUCCCACCUCCCAAGCGACUGGCUCGAGUGGUCAAUGCUCACCAGAAGACAGUAUCUCCGUCGGUGCAACGACUGGUUAAACCCGGGAAGUCAAAACCCACCGCAGAUGAAUUCCGUUCGACUGGCCGGGAUGGGGCUGCGUUAGACCCCGCGUUAUCGGCCGAUGAAGAGGAUGUGAAUGUUGCUGACGAAGAGGAGACUGGCUCGCGCUCUUCUGCACUGAUCAACAAGAUGAAGUCCCUCAUCAAAGAGACACCCAAAAAGGCUCUCAAGAAGAAGACGGCCAACAAGUCCAACCCGUUGCGUUUGGGUUCCAUGGACGUUGAUCCACCUGUGACCGAUAAGCAUCAGGCAUCCACGCAUGCAAGAGGGGGUUCGAUGCCCUUGACCAAGGUUGGCUUAGUUCUAUCUCGGCCCUCCAUUAUCGUCCUCACCUUACCGCGUUCUGAUGUGUUUCUCUUCACUAUCUCUUUCAAGUUUGACUCUCAAGGCCUCAAAUCGUCAUCCGCAGGCCAGAAGACUCCUAAGGACAAGAUGCCCGCCGAACGUUCAGACAAGAUGAACAUUGAUCCUCCCGCUCUCGCAAGGCUCAAAGCGACCUUUGCUAUCCCUGCUGCCUCGACUGCCAAUCAGCUCCAGGAGCCUGCUGCCAAUCCUUCUACUCCGGCCCGAAUGGAAAACGUCAACAAAUAUCCGGCUGGACUCACCCGCGGGGGCCCCGAAACUACCCCCGGUAAUCCUGGUCACCUAACCAGAACUCCCUCGACCGCGACUACCAUCUCAAAUUCCGUCCUACCUAAUUUGGCUAAAGCGUCUCUAGCUGACAUGAAGGCAAUGCGCGGGAUUUGGAUAAGGGAUAAGGAGAAUGCCGCUGCCAACGUUUCUGAGCUUCGAAGGGCGGGCCAUCACUUGAUUGCACCGGCUGCCUAUGAAUACCAAGAUCGACACCUCAGGAGGGUGACCAGGUUUUGUUCCCAGCUGGAUCGCAAGAUUGAAGAGUCGGAGCGCACCGGUCUAGUGGAGGAGAUUGAAGUCAUUGACUUGACGGAAGAGCCGGACGAUCCUACAGAGAACAGUGUGGUUGGGUUGACGGGUGCCAAGAGGCCUAUGGAGGGGUCGUCAUCAAUGGAUGUUGAUGACAGCCCAGUUGAGUCCAAGAAGGCUCGAACUUCUGGUCAGUGCACACCUGUUCUCCUGGCUUUGCCAUGUAUGCUGAGAUAUAGGGGUGGUUCUUCAGGCUUGGCUCCCGUAAAGAUUGAUCCUCCAAACCUGGGCCCUUAUGGCUUCCGUUCCAUUCCCGACAAGGAUGCCGCUCUCGCUGGACUUACUCCCCGCUUCCCUGUCAAUAAACAGCCAACGAUUUCGGAGUUCAUCAGUCAAUCUAAUCCAUCUCUCAUGCAGCCUCUGCCGAUGUCUAAUCCUCCACUCCAGCCGACAAAGGGUUCUUCUUCCUCUUUGGCUAAAGGGAAGUUGUCUCCUGUUGUGGUGAUCAAUUCCUCAUCGGCGGCAAACCUUCGGUCAACUCCUGCCUCCUCCCAUUCAACUGCGCCGGAGAAUGUCAACUUGUCAUCUGCCCAAGGAAUGGCCAGCACCUCUUCUCUAGUUGCGGCUUCUACUUCGGUCCCAGCUCUCGGUCCUUCUUCGCUCGAGUCGUCUUCUACUUCUAAUAUCCAUGUCUCAGCGCCCUCCGGUCCUCAAACCUCCAAGAAGUCUUCUCACCCUUCUGCUGCUUCUAAGUCUAAGGACGUGCGGUCAUCUCAACGUGUUACAAGGGGCUCCUCGGGGACCUCCAAACCAACUUCGGCCUCAAAGUCUAAGGAUGUCAUCUCUAACACUCCAGUUCCGCCGGCCACCAAGGAUGUUGCUCCUGCUUCGACAGACAUUCCUCCAGCUACGAAUGAUGUUCCUCCAGCCACGAAAGACUUGCCUGCUAACUCUACUCUGGACGACUCCGCUCAACGUUCUCAGGGCGGUCAAUCAAUCAAUGCGCCUUCUGCCUUGCCUCCAUCUGGGAGGGUGUUGCCGAAUUCGACCUUGCCUGAAAAUUCGGCUCAGAACAAGGAUAAGGAUGUUGUUGACGAGGGGGUGGACGAGUUGGAGGAGCUGUCAGACAGGGAGGAAGCUCCAAAGAAGCGAGGUGGUAAAGGGAAAGGGAAGGCCCAGAAGAAGACUCCGAAAACACCAAAACCGCCAAAGACGCCCAGGCUUAAAGUGUCCGAAAUGACGCCGGAACAGAAACUCGAGCGGGAUCGAAAGGCAAAGCAGAGGAAGGAGGAGAAGGAUAAUUGUGUGUAUGCAAUCCCUCCUCAACCAGGUGCUUUAUUAGCUCCAAUGUGGCCCCCGCUAACGUGCGAGGAGGCUCGGAUAGCUCACAAGGACAUGCUGGUCAAAUCAAGGAAUCCUCACUGGAACUACGGCCCCGAACUCAUGGACAGGGUGGCAAAGAUUGUGAAGGCUUUUGGAGACGAUUUCGAGGAUGACGAGUUUUACACGAAAAUGGAUAACUUUAAGCCUGACUUGGAAGCCAUCCAAGCCUUUGGCUUGGUGUAUAAGGAUGAGUUUUUGAACUUGAUUCCAACUUGCCCAAGGCUUGUGCAGGUGGACGCAGCCGAUCCGUUCUUCAAAGAAGGUGUUGUAGAUCUGUCGAUGAUUAAGGCGGCACAUGACUCGGACGACAAAGUCAAGGCCUCAUCUUGGCAGUGCUUGUACGGAAUGAUGAUCAGGACGGAUGAGCACAGCGAUUAUACUGAGGAUCCGCAUACGGUCAAGGCGAUCGACUCGUCGUUUCGGAAGAUCCACACUCUCACCCAGUCUUGUUUCGACCACUUCCAUCACUAUGUUCUACCUAGCAACAAGCCGGUCUGCGACACAUCCGCAACUUGGAAGCAAGAUACGAUGUUUCAAUCUGGCGAGUUUGUAUUGGCGAAAAUCAAGGCCUUGAAAGCUGGUGCCCAGGGAACUGCUAGCCAUGGGAAUAAACGAACGGGAAACGGCCUUAUGAUCUUACAGAAACGGAUUUGGGAGACUCUUUUCUGCUGUCUGAUGAUGCAACAAGCGCUUUUUCUAGACGAUCUCGACCACUGUAUCAAGACCAAGUCCUUUCCGAACAAAACGAUGGUUGUUUCUCAAUACAUGACAGCAGAAGAUCGGGGCAAAAGUCUGUUCAAAACCGGAGACGUGAAGGACCUCAAGGACUCUAAGGCUCUCAUUGACUGGGGGCAAGAUCGUCUGGCGGCCUUUGGAUCGAUGGCGAUUUUUUUCUUGUAUGGUGCGGCUGGUUGGUGGCAGUGUCUGACUGACUCCCACAACUAUAACCAAAAGGAUGUCUGGGCACUGGUGUAUAUUGCUGAAGCUAAGGCGGAUUGGCUUUACAAUAACGGUCACUACCACGAGAGGACCCCUCAAGACACGCCAUGGUACCGGAUCGAUGGCUUUGUGCGUUGGCUACUCCACAAGACUAACAUGCAUCUCAGACUCACGGCAACGACAGACACGGUCGAUUGGCAAGCGGCGCCCCGAUUCUGGAAUCAACAUGUGACUGAACAAACGAUUGCUAGGCUAGCGCUGCAAGACAUACUGGCUGAAGUCUGUUCGAAGAGUCCACGCAAGUCACUCAAUUUUAAUGGAGAGGCGGCGCCAGAUGUUGUGGUAGACAAAGAAGAUAAGCCACUCGUUGACGAGUUCCGAUCGACUCUUACCUGCGGUUGGAAUGCUACGAUUCGUGCCAAUGAAGAUGCAAUGACUAGUCAGCCUGGGCCUGGUGAAGAGGAAGGAGAAGCUAACGGCGGCGGUGAAGAUGAAGAGGUUGCUAAUGGCGGUGGUGAAGAUGAAGAGGAUGCUAACGGCGGCGGUGACGAUGAAGAAGACCCUGACGAAACUCAGGAAGAAGGUGGAUUCAUCCGACCAAGUCAUAGCGGGCGUUCAGAGAACUCUUUUUCGACCAGGCGAGGUGGCACCCCCAGCGAGUCUUCCUCAAGUUCGGACGAGAGUCAGGUCAAGGUCAAGUUGACUCAGACUAAGGGACGUAUCAGGCACCCGAAGCGUUCUUUGGUCCCUUCUUCCAGCUCUAGCUCAGGCUCUAGUGGUGAGGACGAGGAAGAGACAGACAUUGCAAGAUCUGACACUGAUGGUGGAUUAGAAGAGAGAAGCAGAAGACGUGCGGAGCACCCGAUGAUUGAGUACUCUGCAGGUGUAUCAAGGAAGAAGUAG
Puccinia graminis f. sp. tritici CRL 75-36-700-3 is the source of this 4446-nucleotide messenger RNA. RefSeq lists its product as uncharacterized. The record is from RefSeq and is a predicted model, not a curated record. The transcript is spliced from 9 exons. Bases 1 to 4446 code for a protein of 1481 amino acids. NCBI's taxonomy places the organism in Eukaryota, Fungi, Basidiomycota, Pucciniomycetes, Pucciniales, Pucciniaceae.